UUUUAAUUUUAAUCUUUCCUCUGGCCUAGCCUUCAAGAAAUACCAAGUUUUGGAAGUCAAAGCCACACACCAACCAUGUUUGUUGCAGAACUUUGUAAACCUCUUACCUGAGAUGCCCUUUUGUCCCCAGACACUCUCUGUUCUUCUUCCCCAGAUCAAACAUUCUUCACUAUAAUUAAUGAACCUGUACUUCAAUGUUUUGUGCAUAAACUGAAACUCAUAUCUUAGUAUAGUCUGAUUCUGGCUUUGAUGACCUGAUGGAGCAACACUCUUUCAUGUUGAGAGGAUGAUGGAUUGCUGGAAUUCGAGGACGGCCAACCGCUAUAUCCUCUUCUGCAUCAUCCUCUUCAUUCAAUCAACGUUUGCACAAGAAGCAGGGUUCAUAAGCAUACAGUGCCGAGAUAUAAUUGAGCCCAGAAAGGCUCGGUUUUUCAGCUCGGAUCUAGUCCUAAAAACAGCAGUUAUCCAUCCAGAAAGGUUGGAGUUUGUGCACGAAGACCUUGAUACUGGGCACUACAACUAUGUGCUCCACCUCCAUCUCUUUGAGCUUAAUGAUUCUGUUCAAGCUGGACAAAGGGUGAUUGAUAUAUAUAUCAAUAAUGAAAUGAGGCAACGAGUUGAUAUCUUGGCUAGCAAUUCACGCUACCAAGUGGUCGUUCUGAACUUCACGGCAAACAGGUUUCUUAAUCUUACUUUAGCCAAGGCCUCAAAUGUCUCACAAUUAGGACCGAUUUGUACUGCCUACGAGAUUUUCCAAGCCCUUCCCUGGACUAAAGAAACAGCUCCAGAAGAAGCUCUUCUCCCUACUUCCAGAUAUUUCCACAGAAAAAUUCAUUACAGCAGAAAGUUAUUGAUGAGCAGUAUUAAGGAGUCUAAUCUCACCACAGCUAAGACGAUGAGUAAUGGUAACAGAUCUUCAAAACCAACCAGUGUGAUUGUGAUAGCUGGAGCGGUAGGUGGAUCUGUCCUAUCAAUCGCUGCAAUAAUUAUCGUUGUCGUUUAUUUCUGCAAACGGAGAGCAAGGGUGUUAAGGUCAUACAGUAUGAAAAGGCACUCAAUGACCAGGAAUGCAAUUUUUUCGAUGCCAUGCACCGAUACUUCCCCAUCAAAGUCUACACCCCAGUAUUUCACAUUAGCAUAUAUAAUGUCAGCUACCCAGAAUUACAUGACAUUGAUAGGAGAAGGGGGAUUCGGAUCUGUCUAUCGUGGCACUUUACCUGACGGUGAAGAGGUGGCUGUGAAGGUCCGAUCAGCCACUUCGACUCAAGGAACAAGAGAAUUCGACGCUGAGCUGAACCUUCUCUCAGCUAUUCGACACGAAAACCUGGUUCCACUACUUGGCUACUGCUGUGAGAAUGACCAGCAAAUACUCGUCUACCCAUUUAUGUCCAACGGCUCCCUACAAGAUCGAUUAUAUGGAGAAGCCUCGAAACGAAAAAUUCUUGACUGGCCAACCAGACUUUCCAUUGCUCUAGGCGCUGCACGAGGAUUGUUGUACCUGCAUACAUUCGCGGAGCGUUGUGUGAUACAUAGGGACGUGAAGUCAAGCAACAUACUACUGGAUCAUAGUAUGUGUGCAAAGGUUGCCGACUUUGGAUUUUCAAAAUAUGCACCUCAAGAGGGAGAUAGUGGAACUUCUCUAGAAGUACGAGGUACAGCUGGUUACUUGGACCCAGAGUACUACUCAACCCAACACCUAUCAACAAAAAGCGAUGUGUUCAGCUUCGGAGUAGUUCUGCUCGAAAUUGUGAGUGGUCGAGAGCCUCUCAACGUCAAAAGGCCAAGAAAUGAGUGGAGCUUGGCUGAAUGGGCCAAACUUCAAAUAAGGAACUCAACAGUGGAAGAAAUCGUAGAUCCAGGCAUAAAGGGAGGGUACCACGCAGAGGCAUUGUGGAGAGUGGUGGAGGCGGCAUUGGCAUGUAUAGAGCCGUACUCUGCGUACCGGCCAUGCAUGGCAGACAUCGUAAGAGAACUCGAGGACGCCUUGAUCAUAGAAAACAACGCAUCAGAGUAUAUGAAGUCAAUAGACAGCUUCGGAGGAUCCAACCGUUUCUCUAUAGAAAGAUCAGGUGUCCUAUCAGCAGCACCAAAGUUCCAAACAGAUGCAUCAAAUACCCACUUGAAACCACCCCCUCCACAACCAAGAUAAACUCUAUUCAAGGGGUAACCAAAGUUCCAAACAGAUACAUCAACCUAGACUGGUUUACUUCCUUGUGAUCCUUAGCCGGCUAGGGUUACAAGGCGGGGUUUACCUACACCCGAAAGGGUUGUGGGGUUUCCCUACAUCGCUUGUAAUAUCAAAUUCACGAGGACAAAAUUAUAUUUUAAAAAAAGUUUUGUAAUUUAAUCAAAUUCCUUUACUAGCAGAAUGUAUCCUAAUCCUACUUAACUUUGCUGCAAAAGGAUUAAUUCUGUGAUAUACUGAUUCCUAAGGUAAAUUAUAGCAUGACCAGAGAUCACCCUGCUCCUAGUUCUUUGAAUUCA
Molecule: messenger RNA, 2484 nt
Organism: Ipomoea nil (Japanese morning glory)
Lineage: Eukaryota; Viridiplantae; Streptophyta; Magnoliopsida; Solanales; Convolvulaceae
Product: nodulation receptor kinase-like
Exons: 9
Coding region: 287-2149 (620 amino acids)
Biological process (GO): protein phosphorylation
Molecular function (GO): protein kinase activity; ATP binding
Source: RefSeq, a predicted model, not a curated record